This is a messenger RNA of Carica papaya (papaya), 1361 nucleotides long. Its product is annotated as glyceraldehyde-3-phosphate dehydrogenase 2, cytosolic. Gene Ontology annotation, molecular function: NAD binding; NADP binding; glyceraldehyde-3-phosphate dehydrogenase (NAD+) (phosphorylating) activity. Gene Ontology annotation, cellular component: cytosol. The record is from RefSeq and is a predicted model, not a curated record. Lineage: Eukaryota; Viridiplantae; Streptophyta; Magnoliopsida; Brassicales; Caricaceae. Gene Ontology annotation, biological process: glucose metabolic process; glycolytic process.
CGCAUAUCACUCCAUCUUUACUCUCUCUCUCUCUCAUCAAAUCUCUGUAUUCUACUCAUCUGCUCAUCAGUGACUAUGGCCAAGAUCAAGAUCGGCAUCAACGGAUUUGGAAGGAUCGGGCGUUUGGUCGCGAGAGUGGCGUUGCAGAGCAACGAUGUCGAGCUCGUCGCUGUUAACGAUCCUUUCAUCACCACUGACUACAUGACCUACAUGUUUAAGUACGACACUGUCCAUGGUCAAUGGAAGCACCAUGAGCUCAAGGUGAAGGAUUCCAAGACCCUUCUCUUCGGUGAGAAGCCUGUCACUGUUUUUGGUAUCAGGAACCCCGAGGAGAUCCCAUGGGGUGAGGCCGGAGCUGACUUUGUUGUGGAGUCCACUGGAGUUUUCACCGAUAAGGACAAAGCUGCUGCUCACUUGAAGGGUGGAGCAAAGAAGGUCAUCAUUUCGGCACCUAGUAAGGAUGCCCCCAUGUUUGUGGUUGGUGUCAACGAGAAGGAAUACAAGCCAGACCUUAAUGUUGUAUCAAACGCUAGCUGCACCACCAACUGUCUUGCUCCUUUGGCUAAGGUUAUUAACGACAAUUUUGGUAUUGCUGAGGGUCUUAUGACAACCGUCCAUGCCAUUACUGCCACUCAAAAGACUGUCGAUGGUCCAUCAAUGAAGGACUGGAGAGGUGGUAGGGCUGCUUCCUUCAACAUCAUUCCGAGCAGUACUGGAGCUGCUAAGGCUGUUGGCAAGGUUUUACCGGCACUUAAUGGAAAAUUGACUGGCAUGGCUUUCCGUGUUCCCACUGUUGAUGUCUCAGUGGUGGACCUUACAGUAAGACUUGAGAAGAAGGCUACUUACGACCAGGUCAAAGCUGCUAUCAAGGAGGCCUCUGAGGGUAGCUUGAAGGGAAUCCUCGGUUACACUGAGGAUGAUGUUGUCUCAACUGACUUUGUUGGUGACAGCAGGUCAAGCAUUUUUGACGCCAAGGCUGGAAUUGCUUUGAAUGAUAACUUCCUGAAGCUCGUUUCUUGGUACGACAACGAAUGGGGUUACAGCUCUCGUGUUGUCGACUUGAUCCGGUACAUUGCCUCUGUCCAAUGAGAAGCUUCAUCUUUUCAACGAGAAGUUUUUGAAGCAGCGGAUGCUGUGAAAGUUUUUUUCUUCUUCGGCUUUUAGUUUGCAAUUUAGUUUAGUGUCUAGUUCUAGUAGAGUCCUUUUCUAUAAGGAAAUAACAGAGCUAUGCGGUUAUAUGUGUUGUCUGCUAGAGACGGAACAAGCCAUUUUUGGCAUCUUUUAUUUAAAUUGGGUGAAAUGUAAAACUAUGUCUAAAUUUUUAAUAAUGAGUUUCGGAUUUCAUAUUUAUGUUGCUCUAA